Messenger RNA from Budorcas taxicolor (takin), 2868 nucleotides. RefSeq names its product protein phosphatase 1 regulatory subunit 3F (gene PPP1R3F). The transcript is spliced from 4 exons. Lineage: Eukaryota; Metazoa; Chordata; Mammalia; Artiodactyla; Bovidae. Gene Ontology annotation, molecular function: glycogen binding; protein phosphatase 1 binding. The record is from RefSeq and is a predicted model, not a curated record. The coding region runs from base 1 to 2421 and encodes 806 amino acids. Gene Ontology annotation, biological process: regulation of glycogen biosynthetic process. Gene Ontology annotation, cellular component: protein phosphatase type 1 complex.
AUGGCGCGCACGGCCCCUGUGGAGCCCCCGCUGCGGCAUCCCGCGCCCCCCUCGCUGGCCUCGGGCGAGCCCCGCACCUCAGUAGAGGCAGCGGUGGCCCCGCGGAGGGUGCUGUUCGCCGACGAGGCCCUGGGGCUGCCGCUGGCGCAGCUGCGCCGCUACCGGCCGUGGGGCGGGCCCGGGGCGGGCAAGAUGGCGGCGGCGGCCGGGCAAGAUGGUGACGGCGGCGGGGCUGAGGACGACGAUGGCGAGGAUGGGGAUGAAGGGGAGGAGGAAGAGGAGGCUUGCCCCGAGCCCUCGCCGUUGUGCCCCGUUCCCGCUGGCGGGGGGUUUUACCUGGUGCCCACAUUUUCGCUGCCGCCCGCGCCGGGCCGUCUGGAGCGCUUGGGGCGCGUCAUGGUGGAGCUGGAGGCGCUGCUGCCGCCUCCCGGAGCGGUCCCCGGGGGUGCCGGGGUGUGGGUGCCUGGGGGGCGCCCGCCAGUGCUGCGAGGGUUGGUCCGCGUGCUGAACCGCUCUUUCGAGAAGGUGGUGCACGUGCGGGCCUCACACGACGGCUGGGCUUCCUUCUGCGACCACCCAGCACGCUACGUCCCGCGCAGCCCGCCGGGGGCAGGAGUGGGAGGACCAGGAGCAGGAGAUCCCAUCUUGGAUCUGGGCCUUGGCCUGGGCCCUGGCCAGGUGUCCGCCUCCUCCCCCGACGACGGUGGCCGCACCGACCGCUUUGCCUUCCAGCUGCCCUUUGCUGAGGGCGCGGGCGAUGGGGCGCGCCUGGACUUCGUGGUGCGCUAUGAGACCCCCGAGGGCACUUUCUGGGCCAACAACCACGGCCGCAACUACACAGUUCUGCUCCGGAUUGCACCCGCUCCCAUACCCACUGAUGCUGAAGGGCUGCUCCAGCAGCAGCAGCUGGAGCCACAGCCCGAGUGCCAGGGCCCCGUGGAGGCUGAGGCCAGGCAGCUGAAGAGCUGCAUGAAGCCGAUGAGGCGCAGGCCUAACGAAGAGCUGAAGAUGAAGAGUGCGGACGAUAAUACCCCUGCUGUGGCAGAGCGUCCUGAUGUCCAGGAGACAGUGGGUCCCUUGGUGGCCCCUACACCUCUCCGUCCGUGGCCCCAGAUGACACUUCAGGUUUCUGAAGUUACAAUGACUGGCAGACCCCCAGAGGAAGGUGAUGUCACCAGAAGCAGCCUGCCUGUGACUUUCACAGAGGUUCCCCAGGCACCGGCCAUCAGGAUUCCCCUCUCUUCUUCUCUCUGUGGCCUGGGUCGCUCUCCCCGGGACCAGGCCUCGGGGCCUGAUGCAAGUGAGGGGGCAGCUGGGUCUCUCCUGGAACCGAGCCAGCGACAGAUGGAGGCCACGUGGGAAGUAUCCAGCGAGAAUGGAAGGGGCCGAAAGGAGCCCAUAGUGGGAGCUAUCAUGGACAAGCCUCCUGGGGGGCUGGAGGUCGUGAGUGGGUUGGAGGAGCUGCUUGGAGAGGACACCAUCGACCAGGAGCUGGAGCAGCUCUACCUGUCCCACCUGAGCCGCCUGCGGGCUGCUGUGGCUGCUGGUGGGGCAGGAGGUGGUGGGGAGGGUUCCAUAGAUGGAGGGGUGUCCCCCAGCCAUCCCCUGGGCAUACUCACAGACCGCGACCUGAUCUUGAAAUGGCCUGGCCCUGAGCGGGCCCUGAACAGUGCCCUGGCUGAGGAGAUCACGCUGCACUAUGCCCGGCUGGGGCGCGGUGUGGAGCUCAUCAAGGACACCGAGGACCCUGAUGAGGAGGGGGAGGGGGAAGAGGGGCUCUCCAUCAUACCCUCCAGCCCAGAAGGGGACACCCCUAAGGAAUCACCUCCAGAAAUCCUCUCAGGGGCCCCUUCUGUGGUAGCCACUAUGGGAGAUGUGUGGCUCCCAUGGGCAGAGGGUUCUGGAUGUAACAGCCCUGUGGCUCUGGGUAUAGAGGGUCAAUUCAGUGGGGCUCCAGAGAAGGGGACAAGCAAGGACUCUGACUCUUUGCAUGUGAGUAGGAUGAUAUCUGGGGUGACUGGGUCCUCAGGGGCCACAGAAGCCCAGAUGGAGUUUACCACUGAGUUGGCAGACAGGUGGAUUUCUAUAUCUGGCCAGGAGCCAACCACUCUGGUCCCACAGGGGCAAGAUCUCUCCCUCCUUGGUCCCUUAGGGACUGAAGUCUGUCCAUCCAGCCUGGCCAGGCCCCCUGUAAGCCCCCAGGAUGAAGGGGGUUCAGGCCCAAGCCUUGAGCCCCCGAAGAGGUCUCCUACCCUAGCAGACCCUGCAGAGAGCGUGUGUGUAUUGCCUCCUCAGCUCUGGGGACCCCUGACCCAGACUCUGGGGGUCCUAGCUGUGCUGGUGGUGGUCCCUGUGGCUCUGAACAAUGGUAUGUCCCUCCUGGUGCUUGCACUGUGCCUCUCUCUGGUCUGGUUCUUGUAGGAGCUGCUUGUGAGAUGAGCAAUAACAGGUUUCCCCUCUCUGGGGAGGGGCAGCCCCUGCAUCACCCGCCCCCCUCCCCAGAGGGUUCAGAUGGGAUGUGUGGUCUGUUCAGUGAACAGUCCUUUGCUUCUGAGAAUGCUCGACUAGAGAGAGGCCUCUCUGUCCCUCAGCUCUCCAGUGAGCAUGGGGUUCCCUGUGGCAAUACCAGUGGAGAAAAGUGGCACGGGGGGAUGGUGUAAGAACUUGCAGAAUGGAAUUGGGCAUGUCCUCCCCUCCCACCCCACCCUCAAGCCUGUAUUUAUUUUUGUAUAAUUCUCUGGUUGAGGGAGAGUGGUCAUGAGCUGGUCUUGGGGCACAAUUACCCAGAGAUGUAUUUAUUAACAGCCAACCUGUGCAACCUGCUGGAGCUUUAUUUUUAAUUUAAUUUAUAUAGAGUACCUAUUAUUA